AUGGAGCCUGUUGUCAUGAUGAAGCGCGGCAGCAUGUUGCCGGCAUCGGUUGUGGAGGAGAUAUUGGCCUCUGCUGCCGCCGCGAGCGCAGAGGCACCCAAUCGAGCCCUGAAGCGACGCGUUCGUCAGCGCCUGCACAAAAAGCUCGGGUCCAUGUUAACCUCCGAGGAGUUUGAAAAAGCCAUUGACCGCUACCAGGUGUUGGAAGAGGAGCAAAGCAAAGAGGCCUCUGGGGCGGCCUUUACGGACCACAGCGCGGUGGCCUCAAAGGCCCCGAAUGGGCCCCAGGAGGGCUUAGAGGGCACCUCGCAGACCACAGAAUCGGCUAUCGAUGACGACGACCUCGAGAGCAUCAGCGAGCUGAGCACGGAGCCUGGGCCGUAG
Symbiodinium sp. CCMP2592 is the source of this 384-nucleotide messenger RNA. The record is from the annotation of a GenBank genome assembly. NCBI's taxonomy places the organism in Eukaryota, Dinophyceae, Suessiales, Symbiodiniaceae.